Messenger RNA from Pedinophyceae sp. YPF-701, 789 nucleotides. The record is from the annotation of a GenBank genome assembly. NCBI's taxonomy places the organism in Eukaryota, Viridiplantae, Chlorophyta, Pedinophyceae.
AUGGGCCUGUUCCUCUCGCGCGACCGGCGAAGAGCCAGGCCUGGUGAGAGCAGUGCCUUUCCAUCAUGGGCCGACGCCGACGCGCCGGGCUGGGCCGGCUCGAGCCGCAUGGAGGUCAACUGGCCGGUCAUCUCCCUCCUCGCUGUCGCGCUUCUCCUCGUGGUCGGGUUUGUCGCCAGCCCCGUGCCCGAGGUGUCCCCGGGUAUGCCAGGGCUGACUGGGGCGCCACGGCUGCACGAGCUGCGCGUGGCGCCGUCGGAGCCGCUGAUCAACCGCAGGUUGGCGGCCGAGGUGGCUGCGCUGGGAGGAGCAGACAGCCGCGGGCCGGGAGUGGUCCUGGCGACGAAGCACGCGUCGUCGGUGCAAGUGAUCGCCGACACGCGACGACUCGCAAAGCGCGUCGCGCCGUUCCCCGUGCAGCACGCGGGGGUGUUCCGGCCGGACCCGAAGCAGCUCGGCUCGUGCGGCGGCUUCCGCGUCUCCGGCGCGCAGAUCCAGCGGGCCGCUGCAGAGGCGAACAAAAGCCUGCGUCUGUCGCGGGGGCAGCUGCCGCCCGGCGGCGCCUUGCACGUCAGCCUCAUGCCGGGGCGGCGGUGCGACAGUGCAGCUGAGGAGGAGGCUGCCCACGAGGCGAUCUUGGCGAGGAUGCGCACGCCGGACGGGCGGCGGCUGUCAGGGACCGCGUGGACGGCACAGGUGGUGCAGGUGUGGGCGCGGGAGGGGGGCGAGGAGGAGGGGGCGUGGAGCUUGGUCGAGACCGUGCCGCUGCCGGGGCGCGCCGAGAUGUGA